ACGCAGAGCCUAGCAACAGCGCAGGCUCCCGGCCGAGUCCGUUAUGGCCGCAGCCGCCCUAGGGAGGAUGAGGGGGGCAGUGCAAGCGAACCUGCUUCCCGGGCCGGGCAUCGAGACCCCUGGAGGGCUGGCGUGGACACUGGUCCUCGUGCUCCUGUUUGCGUUCGCCGUGUCAACUGCUGUAUCACAAACGGAUCCACCAGGCCAAAGUGUACGAAACUCAGAUGUUUCUACUUCAAAUAUGAAUGCUUUAACACAUGAAAACCCAACCAAACCUUCUAUUUCCCAAGUCAGUACCACUCUCCCUCCCCCAAUCAGUACAGAGAAAAGUGGAAGAGCAUCUGCAGCCCCCCAUCCCUCUCCUAUGACCUCUCUGUCCCAAGAGGAAGCUGAUAACAAUGAAGAUCCGAGCAUAGAGGAGGAGGAUCUUCUCACACUGAAUAGUUCUCCAUCCACAGCCAAAGACACUCUGGACAAUGGAGAUUAUGGAGAACCAGACUAUGAUUGGACCACCAGCCCCAGGGAUGAUGAGUCCGAUGAGACUUUAGAAGAAAAUAGGGGUUACAUGGAAAUUGAACAGUCAGUGAAAUCUUUUAAGGCCCCAUCCUCAAAUGUAGAAGAGGAAGACAGCCACUUCUUUUUUCAUCUUAUUAUUUUUGCUUUCUGUAUUGCUAUUGUUUAUGUUACAUAUCACAACAAAAGAAAGAUUUUCCUCCUAGUUCAAAGCAGGAAAUGGCGUGAUGGCCUUUGUUCUAAAACAGUGGAAUAUCACCGUCUAGACCAGAACGUUAAUGAGGCCAUGCCUUCUCUGAAGAUUACCAAUGAUUAUAUUUUUUAAAGCACUGUGAUUUGAGUUUGCUCAUUAUAUAAUUUUAUUUGCUUGACUUUUUAUAUGAUGUUGUGCAGAUGUUUGCCAUAGGCAGUUGGUACUUAAAUGAGAGGCAGAUCUCUCUUUUGCCUUGGUGCUUUGGAAAUUGAAUGUCACAAACAGGGAGUAUAUAAUUUUUUAAUCUACAUUUUUAGAGCUGAAUUUAAUCAGGUGUCUGAAAUGUGAGCAUUACCUUCAUUUACACUGGUAGUUUUAUUAUUUCCAUUCAUUGUAUUUCUUCUGGAAGUAAUGCUACUUUUGAAAGAUCCCAGACUUGUAACUAAAUUCUAACAUAGUACUAUUGACUUAGAUUCAUUCUCUGCCACCCAGAUACUAUUUUUUAAACACACAUUACUUUGUGGUCCCAAACUGAAAUGUGCAAGGGCAUAUGUAAUAAUACUUUGCUUUUAAGUAUUAUGCUUUUUGCUCUCCAGAAAACUGCUUUGUGUAUUUUAGACAAUUAAAACACACUUUAAGAUAGCGAGACUGCUCAAUCCCACUAAAAUUUUAGGUAAUAUAUUAAAUAUGUCUAGAAAUUCUGCAGAAGAGACUGAAAUUUGCCGUGAACAUAGAUAAAAUGUUAUAUAUAUAUCAUUUUUUGGUUUGAAUUACUGAAUUAAAUUAUAGGUAGAAACUGGUAAAAUGUAAAACAGAUGAAGAAUUACUUUUAGUUAGCAGUCGAUUGUACCACGGUUUCCUUAAAGGUUUCAAGUGAUGGGCAGAGUUUAAAAUUACAGAAUUUGUUCAUUUUGGUUCUUAUUGUGUAGCAAGUUUGAGUAAGUUUUAGGGCCCAUUAUCACUUAAAUAAGACUGUAUCUCGAUCUUUCAAAUUAAAAUUAUACCUGAAUGAAGUUGUUUGUAUACAUAAAAUAUAUAUGUGUACAAUGACCUUUUCCCCUCCUGGACUUGUUCUAUUUUCUUGUUUAUUUUUUUACAGCAACUGGAAAUUAUUUACUAUAUUUCAUUUGAGUCUGUCUUUCUAUCACCAAGAAUUGAUCAGUAUGUAAAUAAGUGAUUUGAACCGUGUUUGACUUAUAAGUGUCACUAUAACUUUUCAGAAAGUGUCACCUCUACUAUGUGUUAAACAAAGCCUGGUGAGCCAUGGUUGUAGGCUCUGUGUAGAGAUGGAAGAAGCAGCACUGUCCAUCCUUCCUCUUGGCUGGACACUUGACUGCCCUAGUGAGGAAGGAAAGCACAAUGGAAAUACACCUGAACGUUUUAUUGCAGUAAUUUUUUUCAUAUCUGAAAUUGUAUUAUUUAAUAUUUUGAAUAAGAUUUUAAAAAAUAAAUACAAGAUAUAAUUCCA
This is a messenger RNA of Sciurus carolinensis (gray squirrel), 2174 nucleotides long. It is a transcript of the gene C6H5orf15, whose product is annotated as chromosome 6 C5orf15 homolog. Lineage: Eukaryota; Metazoa; Chordata; Mammalia; Rodentia; Sciuridae. The record is from RefSeq and is a predicted model, not a curated record. The coding region runs from base 44 to 838 and encodes 264 amino acids. The transcript has 3 exons.